Coregonus sp. 'balchen' is the source of this 5451-nucleotide messenger RNA. NCBI's taxonomy places the organism in Eukaryota, Metazoa, Chordata, Actinopteri, Salmoniformes, Salmonidae. The record is from the annotation of a GenBank genome assembly.
ACCAGUAAGACAGUAGCAGAUGAGACCCUCUACUCAGCCUUCCUCAGUGGGAUGUAUACCAGACGUCUGCCUGCCCGCUUCUACGCUGACUUCUGCCACCAGGAGGUGCUAUACCUGGACAGAGUCAUCACCAUGCUGCAGGUGAAAGGAAAAUACAUUAAAUAAAACGAAUACCGUAAAGUUUUACUUACUGUGAUACGUGGUUGUCGUCCCUAGAUAUCUUAAGAUAAGUUGCUCUGGAUAACAGUGUCUGCUAAAUGUGUGUGUGAGUGCCAGGUGCUGAUCAGAACAGUCCAGGGUCCCCCAGACAUCAUGCUGUUUCUCCAGACAACACAUCAACGCUACCAGGAGUCUCUGAAGGAGGCCCAGAACCAAACUCCACCACACCUGGUAAGACGCUCUUAUAACAACCUUAAUGUACAAUUUAAGAUAUAUCUUAAUAUAAAAUUUAAGGUUUAUAUUAAUAUACAAUGUAAGAGGACGUAUAGCAAGAAAAAACAACUGGAAUGUAGUAGUUGAUUUAUCAAUUAAUCAUUUAAUAAUCAAUUAACCUUCCAUUAACCUUUUCAAUGAACCAGUAACCUUAUUGAACCCUUUUUUGUUUUGGUUAAAUUCAAAUUCUAUUACUCAAGUUUUAGUGUAUUUAGACCCAAAACAGAAUUGCUUUCUUUCCCCUUUUUUGAUUCCCUUUAGUUCAUUCAGUUCAUUUCAUUGUCUUUUAGCAUUCAAAUAAUAUUUCCCUAAAUUGGCUUUUAGGGUGUCUAUAGCAAGGUUUCAAUCCAAUUGGCGACAGAUUUCAUGUCAAUAUUAUAAAAUCUUCAUAAAAACAAUAUGCCAUUUCAGAGUUUCCUUAGGGAAAAUCUGGCACCGGACAACAUGACAGGGAAGAUUUUAAUUUACUGGGCAUUACACAGCCUGGAGGUGUGUUGGGUCAUUGUCCUGUUGAAAAACAAAUGAUAGUCCCACUAAGCCCAAACCAGAUGGGAUGGCGUAUCGCUGCAGAAUGCUGUGGUAGCCAUGCUGGUUAAGUGUGCCUUGAAUUCUAAAUAAAUCACAGACAGUGUCACCAGCAAAGCACCCCCACACCAUCACACCUCCUCCUCCAUGCUUCACGGUGGGAACCACACAUGCGGAGAUCAAAGACAUGGCGGUUGGAACCAAAAAUCUCACAUUUGGACUCAUCAGACCAAGGGACAGAUUUCCACUGUUCUGACGUCCAUUGCUCGUGUUUCUUGGCCCAAGCAAGUCUUUAAAGUUGUCCGCGAUGAGAUUCGAACUCGCAACCUUUGGGUUUCUAGACGUUCGCAUUAUACGCCCAUCCAUCCAACCCGACCAACUACCCUACUUUCAUUUUUUGCCAUAAGAAACCAUCCGUCUUAUGUAACCAUACCAAAUGUAACAUAUCAUACUAAUUUGAGUGUCCCGGAUUUACAUUUACUGUGUUACGUCUAGUCUAUGAGACCAGGCUGUCCACACGACUCUGAGAGUUUUAGGCAAUGGUUGAGUGGCGCAGUGGUCUAAGGCACUGCAUCGCAGUGCUAACUGUGCCACUAGAGAUCCUGGUUCGAAUCCAGGCUCUGUCGCAGCCGGCCGCGACCGGGAGACUCAUGGGCGGCGCACAAUUGUCCCAGCGUCGUCCAGGGUAGGGGAGGGAAUGGCCGGCAGGGAUGCAGCUCAGUUGAUAGAGCAUGGCGUUUGCAACGCCAGGGUUGUGGUUCGAUUCCCACGGGGGGCCAGUAUAAAAAAAUAAUAGAAAUAAAAUAAAUGUAUUCACUAACUGUAAGUCGCUCUGGAUAAGAGCGUCUGCUAAAUGACUAAAAUGUAAAAUGUAUAGGGUCCCAAAUUGUAGAAUAAAAGACCUAGAAUGUGCAAUGUCCAGUAAAUGAUGUGGAAGACAGACAAAGAAAGAGGACACCACAGUGUUUGUUCUAUUGUGUGUGUGCAAGAAGUCAGAUUUCAAAACCUCAGCAGAGGAGAACAAUAGCUGCUUGCAAAUCAAGGUAGGUCAGAGUACGUUAAACAGGAAAAUCUCUUUGAGUUUCUGCCUAUAGGAAGGGAGGAGCAAAAUUGUAGCGAGUUCUACAGUCAAUGACUAAGACUGGACUAAAUAUUUAAAAAAGAGUGCCAAAAUUAACACUGGUACAGCAGUAGUUAUAUAGGAUGAGCCUUGACUAGAAUACAGUAUAUAUAUGAAGUGGACAGCAGUAGUUAUAUAGGAUGAGCCUUGACUAGAAUACAGUAUAUAUAAGAAGUGGACAGCAGUAGUUAUAUAGGAUGAGCCUUGACUAGAAUACAGUAUAUAUAUGAAGUGGACAGCAGUAGUUAUAUAGGAUGAGCCUUGACUAGAAUACAGUAUAUAUAUGAAGUGGACAGCAGUAGUUAUAUAGGAUGAGCCUUGACUAGAAUACAGUAUAUAUAAGAAGUGGACAGCAGUAGUUAUAUAGGAUGAGCCUUGACUAGAAUACAGUAUAUAUAUGAAGUGGACAGCAGUAGUUAUUUAGGAUGAGCCUUGACUAGAAUGUGGUAUAUACAUAUAAAAUGGGUAAAACAGUAUGUAAACAUUAUUACAGUGACCAGUGUUAAAUGACUCUAUGUACAGAGGGCAGCAGUCUCUAAGGUGCAGGUUAUAGACUACUGGCUGUCAGCCGGCUAGUAGCAGUGACUAAGUAACAAGCUCUCUGCUACCUACAGAACCUCCCCAUCUCAGCAGGCCACAGAGUAAAACACCUGUCUCUCCUCUGAUACCUAAUACCUGUCUCCUCCUCUUGGUUUAUGCCAAGAUGGCGCCGAUGGAGAAGGAUGACAUCUUUCGAGUUCCAACCCAACUUUGCAGUCAAUUUUACCCUGCCUUCAUGUACAUAUCUACCUCAAAUACCUCCUAUCCCUGCACAUUGAACUGGUACUGAUAGUCCCUGUAUAUAGCUCCACAUUGAUCUGGUACUGGUACUCCCUGUAUAUAGCUCCACAUUGAUCUGGGAUUGGUACUCCCUGUAUAUAGCUCCACAUUGAUCUGGUACUCCCUGUAUAUAGCUCCACAUUGAUCUGGGAUUGGUACUCCCUGUAUAUGGCUCCACAUUGAUCUGGUACUGGUACUCCCUGUAUAUAGCUCCACAUUGAUCUGGUACUGGUACUCCCUGUAUAUGGAUCCACAUUGAUCUGGUACUGGUACUCCCUGUAUAUAGCUCCACAUUGAUCUGGUACUGGUACUCCCUGUAUAUAGCUCCACAUUGAUCUGGGAUUGGUACUCCCUGUAUAUAGCUCCACAUUGAUCUGGUACUGGUACUCCCUGUAUAUAGCUCCACAUUGAUCUGGUACUUCCUGUAUAUAGCUCCGCAUUGAUCUGGUACUGGUACUCCCUGUAUAUAGCUCCACAUUGAUCUGGGAUUGGUACUCCCUGUAUAUAGCUCCACAUUGAUCUGGUACUGGUACUCCCUGUAUAUAGCUCCACAUUGAUCUGGUACUGGUACUCCCUGUAUAUAGCUCCACAUUGAUCUGGUACUCCCUGUAUAUAGCUCCACAUUGAUCUGGUACUCCAUGUAUAUAGCUCCACAUUGAUCUGGUACUCCCUGUAUAUAGCUCCACAUUGAUCUGGUACUGGUACUCCCUGUAUAUAGCUCCACAUUGAUCUGGUACUCCCUGUAUAUAGCUCCACAUUGAUCUGGUACUGGUACUCCCUGUAUAUAGCUCCACAUUGAUCUGGUACUGGUACUCCCUGUAUAUAGCUCCACAUUGAUCUGGUACUCCCUGUAUAUAGCUCCACAUUGAUCUGGUACUUCCUGUAUAUAGCUCCACAUUGAUCUGGUACUGGUACUUCCAGUAUAUAGCUCCACAUUGAUCUGGUACUGAUAGUCCCUGUAUAUAGCUCCACAUUGAUCUGGUACUCCCUGUAUAUAGCUCCACAUUGAUCUGGUACUCCUUGUAUAUAGCUCCACAUUGAUCUGGUACUGGUACUCCCUAUAUAUUAUUAUAUAUAGCUCCACAUUGAUCUGGUACUGGUACUCCCUGUAUAUUAUUAUAUAUAGCUCCACAUUGAUCUGGUACUGGUACUCCCUGUAUAUUAUUAUAUAUAGCUCCACAUUGAUCUGGUACUGGUACUCCCUGUAUAUAGCUCCACAUUGAUCUGGUACUGGUACUCCCUGUAUACAGCUCCACAUUGAUCUGGUACUCCCUGUAUAUAGCUCAACAUUGAUCUGGUACUGGUAUUCCCUGUAUAUAGCUCCACAUUGAUCUGGUACUGGUAUUCCCUGUAUAUAGCUCCACAUUGAUCUGGUACUGGUACUCCCUGUAUAUUAUUAUAUAUAGCUCCACAUUGAUCUGGUACUGGUACUCCCUGUAUAUUAUUAUAUAUAGCUCCACAUUGAUCUGGUACUGGUACUUCCUGUAUAUUAUUAUAUAUAGCUCCACAUUGAUCUGGUACUGGUACUCCCUGUAUAUUAUUAUAUAUAGCUCCACAUUGAUCUGGUCCUGGUACUCCCUGUAUAUUAUUAUAUAUAGCUCCACAUUGAUCUGGUACUGGUUCUCCCUGUAUAUAGCUCCAUAUUGAUCUGGUACUGGUACUCCCUGUAUAUAGCUCCACAUUGAUCUGGUACUGGUACUCCCUAUAUAUUAUUAUAUAUAGCUCCAUUCUUGUGUACUUUAUUUUAUUCCUCUUGUUACCUUUAAUUGUAUUAUUAUUUAAAACUCUGCAUUGUUGGGAAGGGCUCGUAAGCAAGCAUUUCACGGUGAAGUCUACACAAGUUGUAUUCAGCGCAUGUGACAAAUAAAAUGUAAUUCGAUUUUCCUCCUCUUCCUCCCAUUCUAUCUCCUCCUCUAUCUCGUCCUCCUCUUUCUCCUCCAUCUCUUCCUCCUCCUCCUCCUCCUCCUCCUCCUGCCUACAGAACCUGUCCUCCAUCCAGCCCUCUGCAGCCGUGCGUCAGUACCUCCAGAGCUUCCAUGACAUAGUGAAUGAGGAGCCCAUCUACUGGCUGGUGUCUCUGCUGCCCAGAGCCCUGCUCAGACCUUACCUGGCACAGCACCUGCCCCUGGGAGAGAGGACCAGACCAGGCCCCAGCCCCUGCCUCUACCCAAGGCUAAACCUCUUCCCCUGCCCCUGCUACCAGUGGGGGGGAGAGGACAUGAAGUCAGACCAGUCAGACCAGAGGAACCAGAAGGACAAGUCAGGGACAUAUUACAGGUAUCUUGAGGAUAUUAUAAUGUAUUACAACUGAUACAAUAUAAUGUAUGCUGAUUGAUAUUGAUGACAUUGAUUGCCUAUGGAGGUUUAUAGCGUCUCAACUCCACAUUGUUGUGUUUAAUCUAGUGUGGUAAUAUUGUGGAGUGACACUUUUCUAACCUGUCUCUCUCUCCAGGCCUCUACUGGAGAAGUACCAGGAUGUGAUAGACGUCUAUAAGGCUGUCAACAUCUUCAGAGUCCAGAUGAUCAACGAGAAGGCUCUCUUCACCUCCAGGUAA